AUCGGCAAGAAUGCAGCAGUUAUACAUUGCUUAAUAACCAAGAUCGCAACAUAAAGUACAGAAGUGGUAGCAGUUCGUUGUUGUGUGACAGUAGUAUUUCAACCGGAUGGUACAGAUUUGGUGGUGAUGCUGGAACUCAGUUGUCUACUACUUGUAUUCCGAGAAAACAAGACUUCAACAAUUUAAAAUGUCGUACUCAUGUUGUUUCAUGGUUGAAUGGCACUCAUCCAUCUGUCAGUGAUGGAAAAGUCACACGCAGGGUGUGCUUCAGUUGGGAUGGAAGAUGUUGUUAUGCGACAAGUGUUGCGAAUUUGAAGACAUAUAUCGAAGUGAUCAACUGUGGAUAUUUUUAUAUCUACAAACUG
Paramuricea clavata is the source of this 365-nucleotide messenger RNA. The record is from the annotation of a GenBank genome assembly. Lineage: Eukaryota; Metazoa; Cnidaria; Anthozoa; Malacalcyonacea; Plexauridae.